This is a messenger RNA of Periconia digitata, 2205 nucleotides long. Lineage: Eukaryota; Fungi; Ascomycota; Dothideomycetes; Pleosporales; Periconiaceae. The record is from the annotation of a GenBank genome assembly.
CUAGUAAUCUGCUUCAACUGGAUCCCAUUGUCUUCUUGGUUGUGUGUGACAAUGCGUGCUGUCCAGAAAUCCACCCGCCUCUCGCGCUGCCUGCUAGCUACCAACGCUGUGCGCCAUAACUCUACAGCAGCAGCUUCCUCCGUUAAGCCGCUCACUUCGGUCUUGAUAGCAAACCGUGGAGAAAUUGCUCUACGAGUGGGCAGGACAGCCUCAGAGUACGGCAUUCGGACCACAACUCUCUACACCGACCCAGAUGCUCAAUCCCAGCAUGCUCUGAGCUCGCCCUAUGCCAUCAACCUCGGCGAAGCUUCUGCCUACUUGGAUGGAGACCGAAUAAUCCAGAUUGCCAAAGAGCAGGGCUGUCAAGGGAUACAUCCGGGUUAUGGCUUUCUGAGCGAGAACCCCGUCUUUGCACGGAAGUGUACUGAGGCUGGUAUCACAUUCAUUGGCCCGCCGUGGCAAGCCAUUGAGUCUAUGGGAAGCAAGAGCGAGUCAAAAGACAUCAUGACCGCGGCUGGCGUCCCAUGUAUACCCGGGUACCAUGGCGCUAAUCAGGACCCUGAACAUUUGAAGAACGAGGCUGCUAAGAUCGGAUACCCAGUACUUUUGAAGGCUGUCAAGGGCGGAGGUGGAAAAGGCAUGCGCAUUGUGAGCAAGCCGGAGGAAUUCUUCGACCAAUUGGCGUCUGCUAAGUCUGAGGCCCGUAACUCAUUUGGUGAUGAGGUGAUGCUGGUGGAGAAAUACAUUACCACUCCCCGGCAUAUCGAAGUCCAGGUUUUCGCAGACAAGCAUGGUAAUUGUGUAGCACUGGGCGAGCGCGACUGCAGCAUCCAGCGCCGCCACCAAAAGAUCCUCGAGGAGUCACCUGCUCCGCAUCUUGAGGAGUCGAUCCGCCAGGAUAUAUGGGAGAAGGCGAGGGCGGCCGCUCUGGCCGUCAAGUAUGAAGGUGCAGGUACCGUCGAGUUCAUCUUCGACAACGAUUCCGGCGAGUUUUUCUUCAUGGAGAUGAACACGCGGUUGCAGGUCGAGCACCCUGUCACUGAGAUGGUCACAGGCGAGGAUCUGGUACGGUGGCAGUUGAUCGUGGCAGAGGGAGGUCGGCUACCCCUAACCCAGCAGGAAGUCGAGCAAAGGAUCAAAGAGCGAGGAGCUGCCAUCGAAGCCCGCAUCUAUGCAGAGAAUCCCGACAUGAACUUCAUCCCAGACUCGGGCCGCCUGUUGCACCUCAAAACCCCACAAGCAACCCCCACAGUGCGCAUCGACGCGGGCUUUGUCGCUGGUGACGAAGUCUCUUCGCACUAUGAUCCCAUGAUCGCCAAACUCAUUGUCCAAGGCCCAACCCGUGAUGCCGCCAUCAAAAAGCUCCGAGCUGCUCUUGAAGACUACGAAGUGGCUGGCCCCAUUACCAACAUUGAAUUCCUCAAACGUAUCUGCACAAGCCCAGACUUUGUCGCCGGCGACGUCGAAACAGGAUACAUUCAAAAGCACCACGCCGAGCUCUUCACGCCAUCCCCGCCAGCCCCAGAAGUCUACGCGCAAGCCGCUCUCGCCGUCGCUCUCCAAGAACUCUCCUCUUCGCAGAACAGCGACCCGUUCACCGCGCCUCCCGUCACCGCCACAGGAUUCAACGGAACAUCCUUUCAACGCCGCACCCUCUCCAUCGUCGAAGUCCCCGCAAACACAUCAAUCCCAAACACAACCCCACCCACCAAAAUCUCCAUCCACCAGACUGCCCCCUCCACAUUCGACAUCACCGUCGGCGACUCCACCCACGUCUUCGCAAACGUCACCGCCUCCUUCGCGCCCUCCUCCAACACCCUAACUACAUUCUAUCCGCACACGCGCCUCGCUACAACGUUCGUCCGCGACGCGGACCGUCUAACGCUCUUUCAGCAAGGGAAACAGUACCGUCUCCAACUCGCGUUACCCACAUGGGCGGAAAAAGCGCUCGGCGUCAAGGACGUAGCGAACAGCGUGUUGGCGCCCAUGCCAUGCAAAGUACUGAGAGUCGAAAUCAAAGAAGGUGAUGUGGUGGAAAAAGACCAACCUCUCGUAGUCAUUGAGAGCAUGAAGAUGGAGACGGUGAUUCGCAGUCCGAGUCGCGGGACUGUGAGGAGAGUUGUUCAUGGUGCUGGCGAUCUAUGUAAAGCCGGCACCGCACUCGUCGAAUUCGAAGACGAGAAUCAAACCGAGGAUGGUAGAUAA